This is a messenger RNA of Spinacia oleracea (spinach), 1532 nucleotides long. RefSeq names its product protein RICE SALT SENSITIVE 3. The transcript has 6 exons. Lineage: Eukaryota; Viridiplantae; Streptophyta; Magnoliopsida; Caryophyllales; Amaranthaceae. The coding region runs from base 123 to 1292 and encodes 389 amino acids. The record is from RefSeq and is a predicted model, not a curated record.
UAAAGGGGGGAUAUGAUAUAGAGAUCCAAUUACUUAUUCCCCUCUCUCAACACCAAAAAUCAAUCAAGAGAGAGAGAAAAAGAUAGAUUUAGAGAGAGAAAAUUAAAGAAAUUAAAAAAAAAAUGGAAGAACACCUAAAUCCAUUAGCAAUAACUCAUCUUCUACAAUACACUUUAAGAAGCUUAUGUUGCCAAGACAAUUCUCAAUGGGUUUAUGCUGUCUUUUGGAGGAUCCUUCCUCGAAACUAUCCUCCUCCUAAAUGGGAUACCCAUGGAGGAGUUUAUGAUAGGUCUAGAGGUAACAGAAGAAACUGGAUAUUAGUAUGGGAAGAUGGAUUCUGCAAUUUCUCGGCGUCAGCCACGGCUGAGAUGAACUCCGGUAACGGCGAGUAUCAUCCGACCUCGUCAGCAUCAUCAACAGCUAAUUAUGGUGAUCAACAAUUUCAGCCUUUUCAAGCUAGUCUUCAACCUGAGCUUUUCUUCAAAAUGUCCCAUGAAAUCUACAAUUAUGGUGAAGGUUUGAUCGGGAAAGUAGCAGCAGAUCAUAGUCACAAAUGGAUAUACAAAGAACCGAAUGAGAAUCAAGAAAUCAACUUCUUAUCUGCAUGGCAUAAUUCGGCUGAUGCGCAGCCAAGGACUUGGGAAGCACAAUUCCAGUCGGGUAUUAAGACAAUAGCAUUGAUAGCAGUACGAGAAGGCGUGGUACAAUUAGGAUCAGUGAACAAGGUUGUGGAAGACCUAAGCUAUGUUGUUUUGCUCCGUAAGAAAUUCGCCUACAUUGAGAGCAUCCCUGGGGUGCUCUUACCCCACCCUUCCUCCGCCGCCUUCCCACCGUCCUCAAGGCCUGUAGACGGGUACGGUAUCCCACCCGAAAUGUGGGCUUACCAAGUUGGAGGAGGAGGCCCCAUGGGAAUGGGGCCCACUGCACAACUCAUGGACCAAUAUGAGUACUACAACCAAGCCCAAGCCCAACAACACUCGCCCAUGGCAGCAAGGAUGAUCACCCCUUCAAUGAGCAGCCUUGAGGCCCUACUCUCAAAGCUUCCCUCAGUGGGGCCCAUCCCGUCCCACCAAGGACCAACCGGACAUUGUGGGCCUGAGGCCCAUCAGUUCUUGGGAUCGCCGUCGGCCCAAAAGUUGGCAAAGGAAGAGAUGGAUGAGGAGGAGCAUCAACAAAAUGGAGUUAAUGAUAAUAAUCAUGAAAGGGAGUCAUCUUCAUCAUAUCAGCAGCAUUAUUCGUAUCAUCAACAUGAUCUUAAUCUAGCUGCUAGUCGGCCUAGUACUGGAUUCUAGUUCAAAUUAAAGUUUAUUUUUAAAUUAUUGUUUGAAAUAUUGAUUAAUCAUUUGUAAGAUUGCCACAAAAUUAUUUAAUUAGAUUUAAACUGUAUGUAGUGAUGGUAUGUAUUGUAGCUAGCUAGGGUUCAAGAUCGAUUUUGCUCUACUAUUGUAUAUUUUGUUGCUAUAUAUUUGUAAGUUUAUAUAAUAAAGCAACCUCUAAUAGUCUAAUAGUAUAGAUUAAUUAGUGAUUUGUCA